CCACAAUAAGGACCCACUGGAUGACUCAGUGCUAUGUCUCUCACAUAAUGAUGGCUCUGUGAAAAACCAACCUCUUUCCUGUUCUAGGCAAAGUUAAAGGGAAGUGAAAGCUUGCUGGUGCAGCACUUUUUUUCUGUCUGAGUAUGUACACCAGAUAGAAGGCACGUAAGGCGAGGUGAGGCAAGGCGAUCGGCAGCAUCAACCAGAACUGUUCGAUCAUCAGCUGUCUUCAGCUUCAGAGUCCACCAUGGCUCCUGAUGAGUUUGCUGGCGGGACAGUGGUGGCCUGUGUGAUCCUGGGCCUGUCGUUCCUGGUGGGGGUCCCGGGGAACCUGCUGGUGAUCUGGACCAUCCUGAGGCACGUCCAGCAGCGCUCCCACACCGUGGUGCUCAUCCUCCAGCUGGCUGCUGCAGACCUGCUGGUGCUCAUCACCCUGCCCCUGUGGAUCUACUCCCUGGCCCGCUCCUGGGUGUUCGGGGAGGCAUUCUGUAAGGCCAUGGUGUACGUCAUCAACACCUGCAUGUACAGCAGCGUCUUCCUCAUCACCCUCAUGAGCGUCGAGCGCUUUGUCGCUGUGCGACACCCCUUUGCCUCAGCCGGCUGGAAGAGGAAGAAGGCCUUGAAUAAAGUUCUUAUUGUUCUGUGGGCUGCUGCGUUCCUAUUCAGCACCCCGGUCUUUCCAACCCAGGUGGUGGAGGGGGACCCUGGGGAGGAGCAUUGCCUGUACAGGGACUACACCUCAGACGGCCAGGAGGCAGUGUGUGUUCUACUGGAGACGCUGGUGGGCUUUGCUGUCCCCUUUUGCAUUCUUGUCGUCUGCUACAGCUGUCUCUACAGCCGCAUCGCACAGAUUACCUUUAAGUCCAAGCGUAAGUCCAUGGGGUUGAUUGCAAGCAUGGUAGUGGUGUUCGCAUUAUGCUGGACCCCUCACCACGUCGGCAACGUGCUCUCCCUCGUCAUCCUCACCAUCAAGGGGUCCCACCGCGAGGCCGCAGCACGUAUAGAGAGCGUCAGAACCACCAUGACUUUCAUCGCUGGAGCGCUCGUGUUCAUCAGUAGUUCGGUCAACCCUUUGCUCUAUGUGUUUGUGGCGCGUACGUUCCGGAGUUCCCUGAGGGAGACAGGCAUUCAGAAAUUGUUCCGGCACAUCUCAAGCACGGCUCCUGGAGAGGGGACUAAAGAACUGUCCUUUGUGACCAAGAGACCAAGCAUCUCUCAGACACAGAGCCACAGCUCCCAGUGUGUCACAGAGCCACAGCUCCCAGUGUGUCACAGAGCCACAGCUCCCAGUGUGUCACAGAGCCACAGCUCCCAGUGUGUCACAGAGCCUAAGGAACAAAUGGAUGUACUUCUAAAUAUAUGUGAAAAUGUUUCUUCCUGAGAUUGAAAACGAUGUUUAUCAUAUGUUUUUGAUAAAGAUUUUUGUGUGUAAAUUACAAAGUUUGAUUUGUCACAUUGUUUCUAUAUGUUAAUUAACUUAAAAUGUAGAAAAGCAAUUGUUAGUAAUGUUUAUGUCAAACAUAAUGCAUAUAAAAACAUUAAAAUAGGUUCUGUAUAUCAUUUUACAUGUAGUGAAUUUGAAUUAACAUUUGAAAUACUUUUUAACAUAUACACAUUUUUCUAUGUAGGCCCCAAUGUGUUAGACACAUUUUUCAGUUGUGGUAUAAUGCUAAUUUCAUGCUCAAAUGUUUUUAUAUUCCAUGUGCCACAGAAAAAAGAGCUUCAUAGAAAAAAGAACAUAGUGUCACUCUAUAUGCUUGUCUGAAGCUAUAUGAUAUGAGUAUAAUGACUGAGUGUACUGUAUGUAUUCAGCUGCUUAUCUUGAGGCCUUGCCUCCCUACAUUUAUUUUACACCCUCCUGAUCUGGAUAGAAUAUAUUUCACCCACAGCUUUAGCCUUCAUGAUAAUGGCAACCACAGAUAUCAGCCUCUUCCUGUCAUACUGAGCUUUCCAACUGUCUUCAUACUGAUCAUUUCAUUGUUAUAGUUGAAGUCAAUGAACAUGUGUAUGUACCCCAUGCCAAAUGUAUUUAUAUGUUUUAUUUUACCUUUAUUUAACUAGGUAAGUCAGUUAAGAACAAAUUCUUAUUUACAUGACGCUGGGCCAAUUGUGCGCCGCCCUUUGGGACUCCCAAUCACGGUCAGAUGUGAUACAGCCUGGAUUCGAACCAGGGACUGUAGUGACACCUCUUGCACUGAGAUGCAGUGCCUUAGACCGCUGCACCACCCGGGAGC
Molecule: messenger RNA, 2234 nt
Organism: Salvelinus fontinalis (brook trout)
Lineage: Eukaryota; Metazoa; Chordata; Actinopteri; Salmoniformes; Salmonidae
Product: leukotriene B4 receptor 1-like
Exons: 1
Coding region: 248-1381 (377 amino acids)
Biological process (GO): G protein-coupled receptor signaling pathway; immune response
Cellular component (GO): membrane
Molecular function (GO): G protein-coupled receptor activity
Source: RefSeq, a predicted model, not a curated record